This is a messenger RNA of Capronia epimyces CBS 606.96, 570 nucleotides long. Its product is annotated as small COPII coat GTPase sar1. NCBI's taxonomy places the organism in Eukaryota, Fungi, Ascomycota, Eurotiomycetes, Chaetothyriales, Herpotrichiellaceae. Bases 1 to 570 code for a protein of 189 amino acids. The transcript has 6 exons. The record is from RefSeq and is a predicted model, not a curated record. Gene Ontology annotation, molecular function: GTP binding; GTPase activity. Gene Ontology annotation, biological process: vesicle organization; intracellular protein transport; endoplasmic reticulum to Golgi vesicle-mediated transport. Gene Ontology annotation, cellular component: endoplasmic reticulum exit site; COPII vesicle coat.
AUGUGGAUCAUCAAUUGGUUCUACGAUGUCCUUGCCUCGCUUGGGCUGCUCAACAAGCAUGCCAAACUACUCUUCCUCGGCCUGGACAAUGCGGGAAAGACGACCUUGUUACAUAUGCUGAAGAAUGACCGAGUAGCGAUCCUGCAACCUACCCUACAUCCUACUUCCGAAGAACUGGCUAUCGGCAACAACAGGUUCACAACCUUUGAUCUCGGAGGCCAUCAACAAGCCCGCCGCCUCUGGCGCGAUUACUUCCCUGAAGUAUCCGGUAUUGUCUUCCUUGUCGACGCAAAGGACCACGAACGUCUCCCCGAAGCGAAGGCCGAACUCGACGCUCUCCUUGCCAUGGAAGACCUGGCUAAAACCCCUUUCUUGAUCCUUGGGAACAAGAUUGAUCAUCCAGAUGCAGUGUCGGAGGACGAAUUGAGACAUCAGCUGGGCCUCUACCAGACCACCGGAAAGGGAAAAGUACCACUUGAAGGAAUCAGGCCGAUCGAGGUUUUCAUGUGCAGUGUGGUGAUGAGGCAAGGCUAUGGUGAGGGCAUCAGGUGGUUGUCACAAUACGUGUAA